This is a messenger RNA of Halichondria panicea, 1861 nucleotides long. RefSeq names its product probable serine/threonine-protein kinase DDB_G0281745. Bases 124 to 1758 code for a protein of 544 amino acids. Gene Ontology annotation, molecular function: ATP binding; protein kinase activity. The transcript is spliced from 5 exons. NCBI's taxonomy places the organism in Eukaryota, Metazoa, Porifera, Demospongiae, Suberitida, Halichondriidae. The record is from RefSeq and is a predicted model, not a curated record. Gene Ontology annotation, cellular component: cytoplasm. Gene Ontology annotation, biological process: protein phosphorylation; signal transduction; protein transport.
AAGGGAGUGGCUUGCGAGUCUACUCGUGCAGCGCGCAGAGCUAGAGACAGGGGGUACACGUACACGUACACAAAGUCCUAAACAAGUUACUAGCUAGCUACUUACUCAAUACUGAUACACACCAUGCCAACCCUUGCAGAGAUCAAGGACAAGUUGAAGGGGUACAAGAAUAAGGACAGGACUGCUGAGCAUAUGUUGGAAGUGUUUAGAAACUUUCCACACCUCAAAAUAGCCAAGCCAACAGGCCCCCCAACCUGUGCAGCGGAGGCUAUGUUGAUUGACAAGUGUUUGUCGCUGAAUGGAACCGUCCCUGUGCACAUUAGUGGUCACCAAUACUUCAUCCCAGUGUCAAUACUGGUUCCACAAGACUACCCACGAUCCGCCCCUCAUGCCUACAUAAAGCCCACCCCUGAUAUGGAGCUUGUCAAAUCUGAUAUGGUCAACCAAUAUGGCAGAGUAGAAAUUGAUUUCUUGAAGCAAUGGAACAGGGAAAGCAGUUUGAAUGAUAUGAUCAACAUUCUAUCGAUUGAAUUCGCUGACAAAUGCCCAGUUCAAGGUCGGACAACCCCAACUCGCCAGAUAGCGUACACCCCAUCACCACAACUGCAUCAACAGCAGCCGUACACACCAUCCAAUAGGCCAUUUGGUAACUACCAACAACCCAACCAACCCAACUAUACCGGAAAUUACCAACAACCACCACCCCCACAAGACAGCAUGUACCUGCAACAGCAGCUGGAGACAGAGCGUACCCGAGCUGAGAGGAACCUCUACGACAAACAGAUGCUCUUGAACCAGACUCAAGAUGCCAUGCACCGAGAGCAACAAAGAGCCAUUUCUCUAGAAGAAAAAGUGAAGCAGCUAGAGAGGGAGCUAUCUAGAGCCGAAAGUCUAUUACAGGGAGCUCAACAAGGGCAGAGAGUGGCGGAAGAGAGGGCCAGGGCAGCACAGAGGGGGGUGAUCGACAAAAGUGAACAACAGUACUGGAUUGUAGAUAAAGACGAGAUCAAAACUGAGGCGAAGCAGCUGGGAAGUGGAGGAUGGGCUACAGUGAAGGUGGCAAGAUUUAGACACAUGCAGGUGGCAGCUAAGUACAUGCACCAGUUGAUCAUAUCCGACUACAAUCGAGCGUUGUUUGUGCGAGAAAUGAACAUGGCUGCUCGAAUGAGACACCCCAACAUCGUUCAGUUCAUCGGAGCCUGUAUGGAGGGAGAGGCAGUUAUUCUCACUGAGCUAAUGAUGACUAGUCUAAGAGCACAGUACGGAAAACAGAUGCUCACCUAUCCUCAGAUCAUCUCGAUAAGCGAAGACGUUGCUAAGGGCCUAAAUUAUCUCCACCUGAUGAAACCAGACCCGAUUAUUCACCGAGACAUCAGCAGUGCAAAUGUUCUUCUAGAGCCCUUGAGAGACAACAAAUGGAGAGCGAAAAUCUGCGACUGUGGAUCGGCAAAUUUUGCUCAACUUACGAACACAGCUGGCCCCGGGAAUCCUACGUACGCAGCUCCCGAAUCAGUCACUCCAAAGUUGCAGUCUCCUAAGAUGGAUGUUUUCAGCUAUGGCAUCGUUUUGCUCGAGACAAACACACAGCGGUUUCCCGACACUCGAACAAGAGAGCUUCUGUUCGAUAUGCUUGGACAUCGACAGGAUAUGGUGGGACUAAUCAGAUGGUGUAUCAAGUAUACGCCCAACGAUCGACCAAGCAUGGAGGACGUAUUGGUCGAAUUGGAGAAAAUAGACGAAACCUACAAAUCACGCUAGAUUAAUUUUGUGUCAAUUUGCAUGUGAUACGUAGUUUUUGUUUAUAAUAUAUAUAUAUAUUUAUAUAUAUGAAUCAACAAAAUUAAAUUACUUGAAAAAUUAA